AUGUCGAGUUUAGUGUUCAAGCGGCUAAGUUCGUCGGCCAUUUUGACGGGCUUGUCCAAGAGACAGCUUGUUUCUCCUAUGGCCAUUCCUUUGAUUGAGAGCGAGGCUCCUCUGCCAUUCAAGAGUCCCGAGGCUCGCAGACAACGCAAAAGACUUUUGGACAGACCGGGUCUUAUAGGUGUCAAGCGUGGUAUGACGCAGUUCUACGCCCGCGAUGGCACCCGUGUGCCUGCUACGGUUCUGGAAAUCGAUCAGCUGGAGGUCAUCUACAACAAGACUUUGGAAAAGGAGGGAUAUUAUGCUGUUCAAUUGGGAUACGGAUACAAGUUGAAGAACCAAACCAAAUCGAUGUUGGGCCAUUUCAGAAACGCCAAAGUUUCUCCCAAAGAGUGUCUUUACGAGUUCCAAGUGAAAAGCGAACAGGGGCUUCUUCCGCUUGGCACAGAACUCAAGGCUGACCAUUUCAAGCCAGGACAAAAAGUCGACAUCAUUUCCAAAUCUAAGGGUAAAGGAUUUGCCGGUGUGAUGAAGAGAUGGAACUUUUCUGGUUUACCAGCCUCCCACGGUACAUCUCUGGCACAUAGAAGUGCAGGAUCUACAGGUAUGAACACUACUCCCGCAAGAGUCUUGCCAGGAAAGAAGAUGGCCGGACAUCUUGGAGACGAGCUCAACACCAUCUUUAACCUUGAGGUUCUGGACGUGAACGCUGAGAAGGGCUAUAUUUUGGUGAAAGGGUGUGUUUCUGGCUCGAUUGGUUCGUACGUGCGGAUCAGAGACGCUUUGAAAGAAUACGGAUCGCACAUCUUACAGGAUAAAAAGACCGGCAAAUAA
Molecule: messenger RNA, 831 nt
Organism: Ogataea philodendri
Lineage: Eukaryota; Fungi; Ascomycota; Pichiomycetes; Pichiales; Pichiaceae
Exons: 1
Coding region: 1-831 (276 amino acids)
Biological process (GO): translation
Cellular component (GO): ribosome; mitochondrial large ribosomal subunit
Molecular function (GO): structural constituent of ribosome
Source: RefSeq, a predicted model, not a curated record